UAGCAGCUCUGGCAACAGACUUCCAGCAGGUGGGCAAAAGAGAGUCCUGGAACCAUCCCCUCUGUCUGGCAGGAAGACUUAUGACAGGGGACAAGCCCUGGCUGACAAGGCUAAAGCCAAAGAGAUCACACAAGGUGUCAUCAACCCUGUUCCUGUGUCGAAGAGCAGUCGUGGUGGCUCACUGCAGUGUAUUCAUAUAGCCGAGGGUCACAGUAAAGCUGUACUGUGUGUUGACUCCACAGAUGACCUCCUCUUCACCGGGUCAAAAGACCGGACUUGUAAGGUGUGGAACCUGGUCACGGGACAGGAGAUCAUGUCUCUAGGCGGCCACCCCAACAAUGUGGUAUCUGUGCGUUACAGCUCCAGCUUGGUAUUCACAGUCUCCACCUCCUACAUCAAAGUCUGGGACAUCCGUGACUCCGCAAAGUGCAUCCGGACACUCACAUCGUCGGGUCUGGUGAACACUGGUGACACAUGUGCAGCCAGUACGAACCGCACCGUGACCAUCCCGGCCGGCGAGAACCAGAUCAACCAGAUCUUUCUGAACCCAUCUGGAACUGUUCUCUAUGCUGCCGCAGGCAACUCUGUUCGUGUGUGGGACCUGAGACGAUUUGUGUGUACGGGGAAACUGAUGGGUCAUCUGGGUCCGGUCAUGUGCUUGACUGUUGAUCAGACUGGGAAUGGACAGGAUCUAGUUAUCACGGGCUCCAAGGAUCACUACAUCAAGCUGUUUGAUGUGACAGAGGGUGCUGUGGGUAGUAUCAGCCCCACUCAUAACUUCGAGCCGCCCCACUACGAUGGCAUCGAGUCCCUGGUGGUUCAGGGAGAUUGUCUGUUUAGUGGCUCCAGAGACAACGGCAUUAAGAAAUGGGACCUGACCCGCAAGGACCUACAGCAGCAGGUACCCAAUGCUCAUCGUGACUGGGUUUGUGCUCUGGGCGUCGUGCCGGCGUCUCCCAUGCUUUUGAGCGGCUGUAGAGGAGGAGUUCUCAAACUCUGGCACACGGACACGCUGAGUCCGCUGGGAGAACUCAGAGGCCACGAGAGCCCCAUCAACAGCAUCUCUACCAACAGCAGCCAUCUGUUUACUGCAUCAGAUGACCGCACGGUGAAGAUCUGGCGUGCCAGAGGAAGUCUGGAUGGCGCUGCAGAUGUGGCCGAUGCGAUCGACGAGGCCGUCAGUAACUGAAGACUCCUUCAAUGCCAACUCAACUGCAGUGUUACCAUGGUACCGCAGCUGCCAAAGACAUUUGCACUUUGACCUCACUAAUAAAAUCCAGUUGACAUCCACCACACACAUCCCAACAGAAUCUACUCAAAUCGGAAUCUUCUCACUAUGGUUCCUUUGGACGUUUCCCAGAGUUCAUUGCGUCUUUAGUGAUGCCCCACAAUUAGGCAAAGUCAACGUCACAUGCUAAAUAAAGCUCUUUGUCCUUACAAUAACCAUGUCAGCUGGGUUGAUUCUAGCAAUCAAGAAGAUGGCGGUGGAAACAGUCAUGUUGACGUAGAGUUCUGUAGGACGUUUGAGGAAGAGGAACCGGAUCUCCUGUAGCUGGCUUCAGUUUUCUGGUUCAUGGGGCAUUAUGGAGCACUAGCGAGUCUAACUGGGUCAAUCUCACUAUAACAUAUCCAGGUCAUAGCCUUCAUGCAAAAUUACUUUUGUAAUAUUUUGAGGUGAACUAUUUAAAAUUACAAUGAUUAAAAAUACAUUUUAUAAGGUUUUUUUUUUUUGCAUUAUGCCAAUUAUACGUAUUUCCCCCCACAAUUCUUAUUACUAUAAUAGAAAAGAAAAUCUAAUUGUCAUUACUUUGUGCAUAUCUAUCUAUCUAUCUAUCUAUCUAUCUAUCGUCUGUCUGUCUAUAAAAUUAAAUGGCAACACAUACCAAAUUAACAUUUUAACCAAAUUUAACUAAGUAUUUCUGUAUUCCAUGGAGGAGAGAGUGAGUGAAUGAAUUCCGAGAGAAAAAAAAAGAAAAAAGGGAAAUUAUGGCAAAAUUAUCCUAUAUUAUUACUC
Sinocyclocheilus grahami is the source of this 2014-nucleotide messenger RNA. Its product is annotated as kinesin-like protein KIF21A. Gene Ontology annotation, biological process: ribosomal large subunit assembly; Notch signaling pathway. The annotation marks the transcript as partial. Gene Ontology annotation, cellular component: nucleolus. The transcript is spliced from 8 exons. Gene Ontology annotation, molecular function: protein binding. NCBI's taxonomy places the organism in Eukaryota, Metazoa, Chordata, Actinopteri, Cypriniformes, Cyprinidae. The record is from RefSeq and is a predicted model, not a curated record.